Dendrobium catenatum is the source of this 1515-nucleotide messenger RNA. Its product is annotated as pentatricopeptide repeat-containing protein At4g02750-like. The transcript has a single exon. Bases 1 to 1515 code for a protein of 504 amino acids. The record is from RefSeq and is a predicted model, not a curated record. Gene Ontology annotation, biological process: RNA modification. Lineage: Eukaryota; Viridiplantae; Streptophyta; Magnoliopsida; Asparagales; Orchidaceae. Gene Ontology annotation, molecular function: protein binding; RNA binding.
AUGAUCUCAUCCAAUCUGAUAUCCGUGCGCUCCAUCUCCACCGCCGCCGAGCUCAACGGAGCCAUCUCCACCCACCUCCGCAACGGCCACCUCGCCAACGCUAUCGCCGCCUUCUCCUCCAAUCUCCACCACCGAAACACCACCUCCUGGAACCUCCUCAUCUCCGCAUACGCCCGCCAUGGCCAGCUCGACCACGCCAAUAACCUCUUCGACCAAAUGCCUCACCGCAAUAUCGUCUCCUGGAACGCCAUCCUCGCCGCUCACCGCCUCGCCGGCGAGCAUCUCAAAGCCUUCCGCCGCUUUGUCUGCAUGCUCCGCCUCAACUUCCGCCCCACCAGCUCCACUCUCUCCACCAUCAUCUCCGCCUCACCACCCGCCGCCGUCGCCCAGCUCCACGUCGCCGUUUUCCGCUCCGGCCAUAAGUCGAACACCAUCGUCGGAACCGCUCUUGUCGGCGGAUACACCUCCACCGGCGACGCCGUGUCUGUGCGGCGAGCGUUUGAGGACAUCCCAUUCAAGAACAACGUCUCAUGGACGGCUCUGAUCGUCGGAUGCAUGCGACUCGGACGAACCGCUGAAGCCUUCCACGCGUUCGAGAAAAUGCCUGAGAGGACAACAGUAGCCACCACGGCGUUGAUCAGCGGGCUUAUCGCAGACGGCGAGCUCGCCAAGGCUCGCCGGUGCUUCGAUGCGGCGGAGAACCGGAAUGCCGUCACCUGGACGGCAAUAAUCACGGGAUACCUCCGGUACGGUCACUUCUCCGACGCCUUGCAUCUCUUCGCCGCCGCGCCAAAGCUGAACCGGUUCACGUUCUCAGCGGCGCUCGCAGCAUCCGCUAGACUCUGCUCUCUCCGCUCCGGCGAGUCCAUCCAUGCUCGUAUCUUGAAAUCCGGCGAACCUCUCGACACAAUUCUAGCGACCGCUCUCAUCGACAUGUACGGCCGGUGCGGCGACGCCGACGCAGCUUCGGCGGCCUUCGCCGCCGCUGCAGAUUACUCAGUGGCCGUGCGGAACGCGAUGAUUGGAGCGAUGGGGAUGAACGGUCGGGGGACGGCGGCGACGGAAGAAUUCCGUCAGAUGGUGGCGGCAGGGGUGGCGCCGGACGGAACGACGUUCGUGCACGUGUUAGCGGCAUGUGUGCACGGGGGAUUGGUUGAGGAAGGGGAAAAAGUUUUUAGAGCGAUGUUGAAAGAGUUUAAGGUCAGGAUUUCGAAAGAGCAUAUUGGAUGUAUGGUGGAUUUGUACGGGAGAGCCGGGAGGAAAGCGGAGGCAGAGGCGAUGGCGAAGUUGAUGCCGGCCGGGCCAGAUGCCGCGGCAGCGGUGGCGGCGGCAGCGGCUGGGGGCUGGGUGGAAGUGGAGGAAGAAAUGGGAGCGGGAGGGUACGCGUUGAUUGCUAGGGUUUAUGGGGAGAGAGGAGAGUGGGAGAAGGUGAGGGAGGUAAAGAAGCGGAUGGAGGCGGCUGCGGGGAGGAAGGGCAAGCUUAGGGGGCUGAGCUGGGUGGAGAGCAAGGUGUAA